Rattus rattus (black rat) is the source of this 2428-nucleotide messenger RNA. RefSeq names its product glyceronephosphate O-acyltransferase (gene Gnpat). Gene Ontology annotation, molecular function: glycerone-phosphate O-acyltransferase activity. The record is from RefSeq and is a predicted model, not a curated record. Gene Ontology annotation, cellular component: mitochondrial membrane; peroxisomal membrane; peroxisome. The transcript has 16 exons. The coding region runs from base 152 to 2188 and encodes 678 amino acids. Gene Ontology annotation, biological process: ether lipid biosynthetic process. NCBI's taxonomy places the organism in Eukaryota, Metazoa, Chordata, Mammalia, Rodentia, Muridae.
GGCGGUGCCCGGCGUCCCGUGUGGUGGCCGUACGGAGUGCCACUACCCUGGGCCGAUGGGAGCCGCCCCGUUCGAAAGAACCGCCCCCAGCGGCUGCACCACAGCCGUGUAGCAGACCAGUCCAGGCCCCGCCCGGGACGGCAGCCGCGCCAUGGACGUUCCUAGCUCCUCCAGCUCCCGAUUCUCGGUCGGCUCUGCCAGCCCUAGCAGUGUGCUCCUCUAUGCGAAAGACCUCAAAAAGUGGGAUGAGUUUGAAGACCUGUUGGAGGAGAGGAGACAGGUCAGUGAUUUCAAAUUUGCAAUGAAGUGCUACACACCACCCUUGUAUAGAGGAAUUACUCCCUGCAAGCCAAGUGAUAUCAAGUCCAUCGUUCUCAAUUCUGAAGAGAUUAACUAUGUCAUUAAGCAGCUUUCCAGGGAGUCCCUGACGGGUGUGGAUGUGCUCAGAGAAGAGGCCAAUGAGAUCCUGGAGGAAAUGAGUCACAAACUGCGCAUAGGAGCCAUUCGGUUCUUUGCCUUUGUUCUGAGCAAGGUUUUUAAACAGAUCUUCUCAAAGGUGUGUGUGAAUGAAGAAGGCAUUCAAAAGCUACAACGAGCGAUCCAGGAGCACCCCGUGAUCCUGCUGCCCAGCCACCGGAGCUACAUCGACUUCCUCAUGCUGUCCUUUGUCCUCUACAACUAUGACCUGCCCGUGCCGGUGAUCGCAGCAGGGAUGGACUUCCUGGGAAUGCGAGUGGUGAGCGAGCUGCUCAGGAUGUCUGGGGCCUUCUUCAUGCGACGUACUUUUGGAGGAAAUAAGCUCUACUGGGCCGUAUUCUCGGAAUACGUGAAGACCAUGCUACGGAGUGGUUAUGCUCCUGUUGAAUUUUUCCUCGAAGGGACAAGGAGUCGAGCUGCCAAGACCUUGACUCCUAAAUUCGGUCUCCUGAAUAUUGUGAUGGAACCAUUUUUUAAAAGAGAAGUUUUUGAUACCUACUUUGUCCCAAUUAGCAUCAGUUAUGAUAAAAUAUUGGAAGAAAGUCUUUAUGCGUAUGAGCUCCUAGGAAUUCCUAAGCCAAAGGAAUCCACUACCGGACUGUUGAAAGCUAGACGGAUUCUCUCUGAGAACUUUGGAAGUAUCCAUGUGUACUUUGGAGACCCUGUGUCACUGCGCUCUCUAGCUGCAGGGCGACUCAGUCGGAACACGUAUAACUUGGUGCCAAGGUGCAUCCCUCAGAAGCAGCCUGAGGAUGUGCAAGCCUUUGUCACUGAAGUUGCCUAUAAGAUACAGCUUCUGCAAAUUGAAAACCUGGCUCUGAGCCCAUGGCUUCUGGUAGUUGCCAUUCUGCUUCAGAACCAGCUGUGCAUGGACUUCAAUGCCCUGGUGGAAAAGACUCUGUGGCUGAAGGGCUUAACGCAGGUGUUUGGAGGGUUCCUGCUUUGGCCUGAUAACAAACUUCCUGAGGAAGUGGUCCAGUCCAGCAUCCUCCUGCACUCUAACCUGGCCACCCUUGUCAAAGACCAGGUGGUUCUGAAAGUGGACUCUGAAAGCUCACAGAUGGUCAACGGGCUUGUGCCCCAACACAUUGCCUUCCUCAUGUGCUCGGCGUACAGGAACCAGCUGCUCAACGUGUUUGCCCGUCCUUCCCUAGUAGCUGUGGCUUUGCACAUGACUCCUGGGCUCAGGAAAGAGGAUGUCUUCAGUUGCUUUUCCUUCCUCCGCAACGUGUUUUCAGAUGAGUUCAUCUUCCUUCCAGGAAACACACUCAGGGACUUUGAGGAAGGCUGUUACUUGCUGUGUAAAACUGAGGUUAUGCAGAUGACUGGGAAGGACAUCAUCCUCACAGACAAAGGGAAUGCUGUAUUACAGUUCCUCACAGGACUCUUUAAACCUUUUGUGGAAUCAUAUCAGAUACUUUCCAAAUGCCUCUUGCAUGAAGAGGACUACUUCAGUGAGAAGGAGUACUUGGUCACAGCCAGGAAGUUCACCCGCCAGCUUCUGGAUCAAGAUGCCUCUCAGUGUUACGACGCGCUGUCCUCUGAACUUCAGAAGAAUGCCUUAGCAGCCUUCGUGAGACUCGGGGUGGUAGAAAAGAAGAAGUUAGACAGUAAAUAUUUGUAUUAUGUCAACGGGCCUGCCACAAGCAAGUUAGAAGAAAUGCUCGGAUGUAAGAAGCCAAUAGGAAAACCAGCCACUGCAAAACUAUGAUAAUCAUGGAGCAGUUACAGAAAACACAGUUCCAUAAUGACAGUCACAAAGGACUUACUCUGCCACAAAUGGGUGCUGAGAGGAAGAUGUGACGUCUGUCUCCUUGAGACCCGUGAGCCGUGCUUCUGCCAGGAGGAGGAGAGCAUGGGAAUGUCAGUGUGACUGUCCCACCAUGAUGGCUGCCAGCGGCAUUCGUGUCACUGUGUUGUCUAAUAAAGCAGUCUUGAAAAUGUUCUUGGA